UACAGCAAAGGUAGGCCUCACAGUGCUGCUCACAGACAGGCUGGCCUCACGCCUGCUGGCUCUUGACCAGCAGCUUAUGGAGCUGUAGAUAGCAGUAGCUGAGAUACAUUAUCUGGAAAGGCCUCCCUCACACUGCCAGGAAGCCUCUGACAGACUCAGAUGUAUUUGUUUUCUCUCUCUGCACUUUGAGGAGGCAAGCCACAAUCAUGAUACGGGCAGGGAUACCCGCUGUGACGCACGCCAGCCACGUAGCAGAUAGCGCAGCGGCGGUGGAGGAGCCCCCACCCCACUCUGACUGUUGCCCGAUAACACCUUAGGGGAAAUCAACACUUUACCAUUAACACCUCGUUUUGUCUCAAAGAUAUUAUUGCCUUCUUGUUUUCUAGUCUACCUGCGUUUUUGUCGGUGGCAAGAUGGUCGACUAACAACUAACUCUUCAGCGCACAGUCUGUAUUCCUGAACUUAUUAUUAGACCAACGUGUGAAGUCAUCUCACAGCCUGGAGACCGAGCUGCAGUCAUAUUCUGAGAUAGACUGCGAUGCUCUCAAAGAAAGAAAAAGAGCUGCUUGCAGAAAUAUGGGGAAGACUGACUCCUGUGGCAGAGGACAUUGGGUCAGAGGCGCUUCUUAGGAUGUUUAUCUCUUACCCAGGUACCAAGACUUACUUCUCCCAUCUGGACAUCAGUCCUCGCUCACCUCAUUUGCUCUCUCAUGGGAAAAGGAUCGUUCUGGCCAUAGCCGAGGGAGCCAAAGACAUCAGCCAGCUGACCGUCACCUUAGCCCCUCUGCAGACCCUGCAUGCCUACCAGCUCCGGAUAGACCCCACCAACUUCAAGUUCCAGUUCCAGUACUCUGCAUUGGUCACAAGAAACCAAGACCGUCAUCAGACAUCUGAGCAGGCAAAAAUCUCUUUUUACUUCACCAGUUCUGUGUUGAUGUGUAAUUUAUCUUCAGUAAAAAUAAUUUACUGAGAACUAGAUGCAAUGUUUUUCAGUUUUUCAGUAAAAAAAGUAAAUGUAGCUGCUCAAUUAUGUAUUUGUCAGCGUCUCAACCACUCAAAGGGGGAAAAAAGACUACUUCAGAACUGGUGAAGCAUAACCCAGGGGUGCAGAGCUUGAAAUUUGUCUUUAAUGAUUGUAACUGAAACCAGCAUUCAGUCAGUAAUGACUCUUUUCCUUCCCUGCAGCUCUUCUCACACUGUAUGCUAGUGACCCUGGCGUGCUACCUGGGCGAUGACUUCACACAUGUUGCACAUGCAGCGAUGGACAAGUACCUGUCAGCUUU
This is a messenger RNA of Notolabrus celidotus (New Zealand spotty), 1283 nucleotides long. RefSeq lists its product as uncharacterized. Gene Ontology annotation, molecular function: oxygen carrier activity; organic acid binding; peroxidase activity. Gene Ontology annotation, cellular component: hemoglobin complex; haptoglobin-hemoglobin complex; blood microparticle. Gene Ontology annotation, biological process: oxygen transport; hydrogen peroxide catabolic process. The coding region runs from base 539 to 970 and encodes 143 amino acids. The transcript has 3 exons. The record is from RefSeq and is a predicted model, not a curated record. NCBI's taxonomy places the organism in Eukaryota, Metazoa, Chordata, Actinopteri, Labriformes, Labridae.